Naegleria gruberi is the source of this 2166-nucleotide messenger RNA. RefSeq lists its product as uncharacterized. NCBI's taxonomy places the organism in Eukaryota, Heterolobosea, Eutetramitea, Acrasida, Naegleriidae. The record is from RefSeq and is a predicted model, not a curated record. Gene Ontology annotation, molecular function: protein binding. The transcript has a single exon. The coding region runs from base 1 to 2166 and encodes 721 amino acids.
AUGAUUUCAAAAGACAUUUUGACAUCACAAGAUUUUACCUAUACCAAAAGUAUUGGCAGCAAUGAAGAAGUUCCAACUGGAAGAUUUCUAAACAGUGGCAAUUCAUUGUUCAAUUUAGAGACCUCACAAGGAACUGUAAAACAAAUUAGAAAUUUCCUUUCCGGAGGUGAGCAACAUUUUAUAGUAAUUUUAGGAAAUGGAAAACUCUAUUCCACUGGAAUUGACUCUUUAAAGGUAGGGCUACUUGGAAGAACCUAUUCCGGUUCUGCACUAAGGUAUAAUGACUCUAUUCCUAUUGCUUCUGAAACUAUCUACCAAGUAGAAACAUACUCUCGUACAAAUCUUGUACUUACUAAUGAGGGAUUGUUCUCUUUUGGCUCCAAUUCUAAUGGUCAAUUAGGAACUGGAAACAAAGCUGAUAGUUUGAAUCCAGUUAAAGUAAAAGGAUUAUUGGGGAAGAAAGUUGAGCAAAUUGCAUCAGGAGGCAGAAGCUCGUACGCCAUCACAACUGAUGGCGAGUUGUGGGCCUGGGGUGAUAACUCUUUAGGACAACUUGGUGACAGCACCCAAGAAGAUAAAUUUAGACCUUUUAAGGUGCUAAAGAAUAAUGGACCUUUAAAAAACAAGCAAGUUGUCAAAGUCUGCGCUGGAGAUAGUUUUGUUGUGGUCCUUACAAGUGACAAUACGUUAGCUUCAUUUGGAGAUAAUUCUCUAGGUCAAUUAGGCAUUGGUGUAACAGAUCCUUCUUUUAAAAGUAAACCUGUAGCAAUUCCACUCACUGGUGCUCUCUCUGCAGUUAACAUCCUUGAUGUUCAAUGCGGAUCUAACCACGUUGUUGUUUUGACUACAGAUGGAAAAGUUGUUACAUGGGGAUACAACAACUAUGGUCAAUUGGGUGAUGGAUCCACAACCACAAGGUUCACUCCUCAACUCCUAAGCGCACCUUGUAGUGUUAAAAAAGUUUACUCAAAGUUUUAUAGUACAAUACUCAUUUGCACAAAUGGUAAAAUGUACGGAUAUGGAAGAAACUCAAAUGGUGAAUUGGGACUCGGUUCAACUGCUUCCACUGUGACCUCACCUACUCUUUACUCGUCUUUUAGCACAGAGUUUGUUGAUUCCAUUUUGGAUAUUGCUAGUAGCUCAACGGGAAGCUUUGCUCUUCAAACGAUGGAUGGAUCCAUCUACUACUCGGGCAGUACUUUCUCCACAACUGUAUUCAGGUCAAUUGGUUCUGUUUCUAACAGCUUUACAAAAGAUUCCAUGUACACUUUUACCUAUUUACCAUGGUAUUUGAGACAAAGUCCAUAUUUCAAUUUGAACGGAAAAGGUUAUUUACUUAAAUCUGAUAAGAGUUUCUUAUCAAGAAAUGGUCUAGAAUUUGGAUACUACAACAGUACCAAUCCUGGUAGCUAUUACAGUUCAUGGCAGCAAGUAUCUCCAACCUCAGUUCUCAAUAACACGCUCUAUGGGAAAUCAAUCUACAGUACACACAUCAUUAGAAUCAAGGAAUAUAUAUAUAUGCUCGGUGGGUUUGUUAAUAAUGAAAUAUCAAAUUCAAUUUACAGAGCUCCUAUUUCUGACCCAUUGUUUGGAUGGGAAUUGUUAGACCAGAAGCUUCCGUUCCCAUUGGCAUCAGGAAUGCUGAUUUCUGAUACACAAUAUGUGUAUAUCAUUGGGGGUAUUAAGCAAACACAUCUUUUCAACUCUUCUAGAGAUGUUGAUGCAAUUCAAAAUCUCGUUAUUUCUCAAACUGUAUUAAGAACAAGCGUAGAUUCAGAUAUGAGAAACUGGGAAAUCAUGUUUAAUUCCAAGUUCCCUUCAGUCCUACAUUCUGCUUUUGUCUACAAGGUUGACACAGACAGUAAUUAUUAUAUAAUUGGAGGUCUGACAUCCCUUUCUUCAUCACAAUCAAACAAGAUUUAUUCAACAUCUGAUUUUGUUUCCUGGACCCUUAAAUCCCAACUCACAUUCCAUGUCAAUUCAGGUUCUUCUGUCUUUUCAAGUAGUGCUAAUGAUGUCGUGUUCUCAGGUGCUUCCACAGGCAACAGUUUGGUUGGUCCUAACAUUUAUAGAACCACCAGAACAAGCUUCCCUGAUGGUUGGGUUGGUGGUACAACUACAGCCCUUUCAACAAUUUGUUCAAAAUAUCCAACCAUUUGUAAUUAA